AUGACCGAUCUCUACAUGUCCGAUCUCUACAUGACCGAUCUCUACAUGACCGAUCUCUACAUGUCCGAUCUCUACAUGACCGAUCUCUACAUGUCCGAUCUCUACAUGUCCGAUCUCUACAUGUCCGAUCUCUACAUGUCCGAUCUCUACAUGACCGAUCUCUACAUGUCCGAUCUCUACAUGUCUGAUCUCUACAUGACCGAUCUCUACAUGACCGAUCUCUACAUGUCCGAUCUCUACAUGACCGAUCUCUACAUGUCCGAUCUCUACAUGUCCGAUCUCUACAUGACCGAUCUCUACAUUUUGAACUAUGCAGAGUCACUCACAGACUUUUACAUCUUCAUAGAAACAACGGUCUACAACAUAGACUUUGGACGAGUGAAGGAAAAGCCCAGAUUCAAAGAGCUCAAGGAUCUAAAAUGCUGGAGCCCCAAGAUUCUAUCUAAAGAGUCUGGACAAUGUUUGUCUGUUUCUUCUGUAAAGGACAACAUUCCAGUUCUGCAGCACUUUGCCAACAUUUAA
Messenger RNA from Knipowitschia caucasica, 522 nucleotides. NCBI's taxonomy places the organism in Eukaryota, Metazoa, Chordata, Actinopteri, Gobiiformes, Gobiidae. The record is from the annotation of a GenBank genome assembly.